GGGCCUAGGAUAAUAUUUUUGAAUAUCUGAGCGUUUAAACUUCUGAUUCGUCUUAUAUCUUGCAUGUGGUGGAUUGAAAGUAAGACAUUAUUUGUCAUCUGUUUCCUUCUCCGGGCUUUACCCUGAGUGGGUGGAACAUUAACAAAAUUUAUAUUUAUGCCUUCCCAUCCGAUAACAUCGUCACAGCAUCCGUGAUGUUGAAAGUAAAUCUCGCGAGACCAUCAACAUGAUUGCGUGUGGCCUUGAAGUCAGUGCCGUUGCUGUGGUUACGGAUGAACGCGAUUGGACGAGGAAGUACAGUUUUAUACUUGGAGGAGCUCAAGACUUACCUCAUUGGUGGCCACUAAAUAAUAAUAAUAGAUAAUGGAGGAUGACGACGGAUUGAAUGACACAUUAAGACAGCAGUUUCAAGCCCUGCAGAAUCAGCAGAAGAAACGACUCCAAAAAAACCAACCCAGACCACAUACGCACGUCACACACGAGACUGCAGAAGUCCAGGAUAACCUGAACCUGUCAGAUCAAGGCUCAGCCUCUGAUCCUCAUCUACAUCUAAACCUAAAGGAGAGUUUGUUACAGAAUGAGAUUCAGCAGUUGCUCGAUCAGGUGAGAGAACUCCGUGAUGAAAAUGGCCGUCUCCUCAAACUCGCAAGUGAGAAGGAUUUUGAGAUAAAUCACCUGAAUAAGAAGAGAUCUGAGGAGCGACUGGCCCUUGGAGGCACAUUUGGUCUUGCGGGGGAUGCAGCAGCUGCCAAGAUUGUUGAGCUUUCCAAAAAGAACAGAGAGUUAACAGCUGAAGUGGAGAGAGCGACAAUUAAAAUAAAGCAUGGCAGCAAACAAAUCAGAGAGCUUGAGAUGAAGCUAGAAGAUGCUGCAGUUCACACUCCUGGCCAAAAGUUUGACACAAGAUUGACACAGGUUUCGAGGUCCUCCGAAGGCUGUGAGAGCAGUCCUGCAGUGAAAUCCCUGCAGGAUAAAUUAGCGGCUGCCCAGUUCAAAAUGACAGAGUACCGCAACCAGAUUCAAGCUGCCAAGCAGGAGGUGAAAGUAGCUCAGAAGGCAUUGCUGAGUGAGGUAGGAGAGGAGGUCAACCUUCAACAACUUAUAAGCAGCCCGGGGAGCUUCAGAGGACGUUCUCAGCAGAUUCUAGCGCUUCAGUCACGGGUGCGAGACCUUGAGCAGCAGUUGGCCGCGUCCACGCAGCGGAGACACGGCAGCAUGGAGGACGAGCUUCUGGGGGCACGGGUCCUACAGAAGACCUCCCCUCAGGACAAGAACCUGGGGCACAUCCGCAACAUGGAAAAGGAGAAGAGGGAGGCCUUUGAGCGGCUCACAGCAGCGUAUGAGGGGCUCUUGGAAAUCCAUAAGGAAACCAAGACGAAGCUCGAGGCAUCCAGGGCCAGGAAUAAAUCUCUCACUGCGGAAAUGAAAAUGCUGAAGGUUCAGAUAUCCACCCUCCUGGACAAGGGGAAACACGAUGAUGAGCUGGUGGACACUUUACUGCUGACCCGUCUGCAGGAGGUGCUGGCCAGGCACAGUCAACAGCAAGACGCACAGAGCCAGUACACCCAAGUGCCCCUGGGCAACUCCGACACCACUCCACGCAAUUCCCUCGUCCAAAAGCUUGGGCAGUUGGUAGCUGAGAAAGAAGCAAAGGUCAAGGAACUAGAGAAGGAGAUUCAGCAGCUCUCCUUAAAGAGAGAAGAUACGGGUAGCCAGUCCAGCUUCCAGACCUGCAAUACCCAGAAUCUGCCAGAAGAGGGAGACAGCAGCAAGAUAAUCACUUCUACACGGCCGGUUUCUAAACAUGGCCAUCAACUUGUGCCUUCAAAUCUAGGAAGCAGUGUGGAGUUAGGAGAUUCAGGGGUGUUGAAGUGUCCUCACUGUUCAGCUGAUUUGACCACGAUCCAGUACGAAUACAAGGCUCUCUACCAUGCAAUGAGUGUGGAGAAAGACAGACUCUCCGAGCUAAUACAAGUCCUUCGGUCAAAAGAGAAGGAGAUGAAGGUACGGUGUGUGGAGGCGGACCAGAGGUCCCUGGAGGCUCGUCGUGAGGCAGUGACCCUCGAGCAGCAGCUGGAGAAGGCCAAGCUAGAUCCAGCGAAAACAUCCACUCGUGACGCCAGCAGCAGGAAGUGAAUGCAAUCGUGCAAUUUCCGCUUUCAAUAGCCUGACAAAAAGUGCGGUGCGAUUUAGUUGAACCCUAUUUAUUUUGAAUGUUCUCAAUAUGUGGCUUAGUUGUAGGAUUUACAGACUGGAUACAAGCAACACACAAACAGUUGUAGCUGCAGACACGGUACAAACUGAAAGAGGAAAAGCGGUUGCUUCUCUUGACCCGAGGAUCAGAUGAUCUCAGAGAUGUUGGUCUGUCUCCCCCCCCCCCCCCCCCACCACCACCACCACCACCACCACCCACCACCACCACCACCACCCCUCCUCCCCCACCCUGGCCAGGGGCUGUCGUCUGGGAAAGGGUGAGGGAGGACCUGGAGCUGGAGAGUGACAUGAUGAGCCAGGUCAAGCGCGCUCUCCUGCAGGCGCACUAACAAGGCAAGGCAAGCCAAGCAGGGAGACCACAAGCAGCACACUGCUGACUCCCAGCGAGAGGAGCCGCAGAGGCCCGCCGACGUCCUGUCAGGUCUGCUAGAGACAGAGAGGGUGGGGGGGGGGGGUCUUUUUGUUUUCAUGGGACACACACUUCUUCGUCUUCAUUAGGUCCCUUUUAUGUUUUGCCUUGUUUCCUUGACAGUCUCCGAUUGCUCCCCCGUGCUUCAAAUUAACUCAAUCAAGUCACUCAGAGCUCAAGUGUCUGUCCUUAUCAUCUUAACCCCUAAGGGCAGUUGUUCCUACAGCUGAUUGCAGAAAUAAUUUCUCAGUCAUAGGCUCCAACAUGUCUUUGCGUUGCUUUGCCGCGUUCGCAAUCAUUAACAUAACAUGAUGUCAACCUUUAGCAUCGCUUGCUUACUGCCUGAAUUGUUCUUACAGACUGGGCGACAAAAGUGCAUAUGGUUAGCAUACUUUGAUAAUAUUAUACUAUUAUGGACAAUAAAGGAAGCCUAGCGUUUGAGUGACUAAA
This is a messenger RNA of Gadus macrocephalus (Pacific cod), 3073 nucleotides long. It is a transcript of the gene ccdc13, whose product is annotated as coiled-coil domain containing 13. The record is from RefSeq and is a predicted model, not a curated record. The transcript has 14 exons. Gene Ontology annotation, biological process: non-motile cilium assembly; cytoplasmic microtubule organization. Gene Ontology annotation, cellular component: centriolar satellite. Bases 364 to 2136 code for a protein of 590 amino acids. Lineage: Eukaryota; Metazoa; Chordata; Actinopteri; Gadiformes; Gadidae.